CGAAAUUGCCGGCUAUCUGUAGCACAUUCCCUACACGUCCGAUUCGUGUAUGCUAUUAUUAGUUACAUAUAAAACUUAGCCUCGCGCAACAACAUUCAAUCAGUUCGUUUUUGUCAAGUGCACACUGCAAAUGCAAUUAAUCCGCGCGAUGAAACUGUUGGUGUGUUUCGCUUUCCUUGCCGUGUUAACCGUCAAGGUCAGCGACGCAAAGCUUGGAUUUCAUGAACGCACACAGCAGCGCAUUAUUGCCGAUGUUGAUCCUGGUAUAGACGACAUCGAAGCUUUAAUUUUUCUGAUCAACGCUGAUCAAGAAGGUCUUCUUAAAUUGGAAGCCAUUGUGGUUACAGAGGGUAACACUGGCUACAACAGUGGUAUUCGGAAUGUCUUUUUAUUACUAAAGGUUCUCAAUCGUUUAGAUAUCCCUGUUUAUUUAGGUAGUAAACAAGCACUUCUUCAACAUGAUACACCAAUGGGUGGUUAUUAUGGAGCUGAUGGUCUUGGAGAUCUCACGUGGAACUCUUCCAUACCCGUGGACCUACUCAAGUCUGAACGAGCAUUCGAAGCCAUUCAGAAACUGGUCAAGAAAUACCCGAAUGAAGUUACCUACAUGAGUAUGGGUCCUUUAACCACUUUGGGUAUGACCAUCUGGCAAUAUCCGGAAGUAGCUGAUAAUCUAAAACAAGUUUAUGCUAUGGGAGGCUUGGAAUACUUAGAGGCUGGAGAAUUUAACGUUGCGUUUGAUCCAGAAUCUGUGGAUAUUGUUUUUAGGAGUUUAAAGUCAAAAAUGUUAUUAGUCACAUGGCAAGCAGGAACCAUCAAUACCCCGAAAACAAAUUGGUACAAAAACAUUACAGAUGUUUCUAAUCCAGCUUGGAAUUUUAUGACUCGUGUCCAAGAUCAGAUAAACACAAAUCUCUUCGGAGAGGAUUUGUCUAAUGCCACGUGGGAACAUUGUGAUCCAAUUGUUCCGGGUGUAUUUUUGAAUCCUAAAUUAAUCAUAGAAAAUUUCAUUAGUCCAUUGAAAAUUGAGGUUGGACGAGUACCGUCUAGGGGAGUGGUGACCAACUCAACUCUCCCGACAGUACCAGUGAAUGUUAUUCUAGAAAUUGACUACGAAACAUUUUUGGUUGAUUACGUAAAUGUGUUCAAAAAUGUUUGCAAAUCAAAACAUUGUAAAGAUGUUGAUUAACAAAUUAUUUUCUUCUGGUAUGAUCUCAAUUUUAUUGAAAUGAGAAAUGAUAUUAACACAUAUAAGCGCCAUCUUUGUUUAAAUUAUAUAGCUGUAACAAUGA
Dalotia coriaria is the source of this 1292-nucleotide messenger RNA. RefSeq lists its product as uncharacterized. Bases 131 to 1189 code for a protein of 352 amino acids. Lineage: Eukaryota; Metazoa; Arthropoda; Insecta; Coleoptera; Staphylinidae. The record is from RefSeq and is a predicted model, not a curated record. Gene Ontology annotation, molecular function: hydrolase activity, hydrolyzing N-glycosyl compounds. The transcript has 4 exons.